AAUAGUUUUAUAAGUUGUACUUCUGUCUGUAGUGUUGUUACAAUAGAGUUUGAGAUCAUUGUGUAUUUUAAGGCUUUACAUGCAGAUGAAGUUUCCCCCUGCAGCUCCACAGAUUUUCCUGUCCCGAGACACUGAGGACAGUUAAUGGUGGAAACUCUGGUGCUGAUAUAAAGACUCUCUGCUGAUUGUGUUGGUGACACAACCUCCCCUGCUGACACUGGGGAUUACACACACACCACCAUACACACAAACAAACUGAAAAUUACAGUAUACACACACUGAGGAAAGGAGUACAUGUAUCAUAGAGUGUACAUACAGCGCAGAUUUACAUAGAAGUCUAUAUACAACCAAUUCAAACAGAGGACAAUUCACACAUGCUGGAUUUAUAGUAACCCACAGAUGCUCUAUCAGUUCAAAGUCACACACAUGGUGUUCAGCAGUGUUCAGAGGUCAUGACACCAACCUGCAGGAUUCACAGAGCAGCUGAUAGACAUCUCAGCCCUAUGGCAAGGAGGACCACACUUAAGAGGGCACGGCUUGAGUGUGGAAUGGCUGAACUUGUGAGAAUCCGUAAGAAACGACUGCAGAUCCCCAUCUCUAGACUGAGGAGCAUGCUGAAGCUGCUGGAGGAGAGCGAUGUCGACUUUGAAGAAAUCAAAAAGAAUCUGGAUUUCACUGCGUCGUUACUGGAGGGAAUAUACCUUGAUGGAACAAGGCAGUGUUUGGAGACUGAGGAUGACCUUCAGCAGCUGCAGUCGGAUGGGGUGCCUUCAGAGGUCACUGAUUGGCUGGCUUCCACCUUUACACAGAGGGUGAGACGACCUGUGCGGCGUUCAGACGAGAAACCAAAGUUUCGCAGCAUUGUGCACGCUGUGCAGGCUGGGAUAUUUGUGGAGAGGAUGUUCAAGAGGGCCUACACAGCCACCAUGCCAGACCAACCUGCACUGGUCGUAAACUGCCUCAGGGAUGUUGAUCGUUGGAGUUUUGAUGUUUUUGCUUUGAACGCAGCCAGCUCGGAUCACGCACUACAAACUCUGUUCUUCGAGCUGAUCACCAGAUACGGGCUCAACAGCCGUUUCAAGAUCCCCAUCUCAUGCUUGACAGAGUUCCUGUGUGCUCUGGAGAGAGGAUACUGCAAACACAACAACCCGUACCACAGCCACGUUCAUGCUGCUGACGUGACUCAGACACUGCACUGCCUGCUGCUGCGCUCAGGACUUGUGCACUGGCUGACUGAGCUGGAGGUGAUGGCAUCAUUAUUCGCUGCAGCCAUCCAUGACUAUGAGCAUACAGGAACCACAAACAACUUUCACAUUCACACAAAGUCGGAUUUUGCUCUGAUCUACAAUGAUCGCUCGGUGCAGGAGAGUCAUCACCUGAGUGCAGCGUUUCGCCUCCUUCAGGACGAUCAAAUGAACAUCUUCGUCAACCUCACCAGAGAGGAAAUGAUGGAGCUGAGAUCUCUGGUCAUAGACAUGGUGUUGUCCACAGACAUGUCCUCCCACCUCCUGCAAGUCAAAGCCAUGAAAUCCUGCCUACAGCAACAAGAACGGAUUGACAAGCCCAAAGCUCUGUCUCUGCUGCUUCACACGGCCGACAUCAGUCAUCCAUCCAAACCCUGGGCUCUGCACUCUCGUUGGACCAAAGCCCUGAUGGAGGAGUUCUUCAGGCAGGGCGAUAGAGAGGCGGAGCUCGGCCUGCCCUUCUCUCCUCUGUGUGAUCGAAACAGCACGCUGGUAGCCGAGUCCCAAAUAGGCUUCAUUGAUUUUAUUCUGUAUCCCACAUUCUCUUUGUUGACUGACAUGGCUGAAAAGAUUGUGAUUCCUUUGGUGGAGGAGAACCCAGGUCCACCUGAUCCCUGCAACAGACACAGUAAUCUGUGGAAGGAGAGCUCCCGAGGUCUGCAGUGGAGUCUUGCUCAUCUCACCGCUGAGCUGGUCAGUUUCCGCUCCACCUGGACGAGACACACUGAAGACAACAAGCUCAAAUGGAAAGAAAGCGGCUCUAAUGGAUUUUCAGAGCAAAGUGUGACAAAAGAGCAGAGAUCCAGACAAGAGGAGCUGUCAGAUAAAUCACCACAGGACUUCGCUACAGAUACAAAACAGAAAACUGGACUUUAAGUAUGAGAAGUGCUUUUUCAUAGAAUAUAUACAAGGUCACUGUUUGCAACAAAACCACAUUGCCUUCUUUACCCUGAAUGACUGAGUCAGAAGUGAUGAAAGAGGAGGGAGAGUGGUUUAUGGUUAACAUCAUCUUCCCAUGGUAAGAUGCACAAUAUGAACUAAAAUGUCCUCAUGUCUUAUUUUCAAUAUAGUAUAGUACCAUAAUCUCAAUGCAAAGUGUACAUGCUGGCCAUGGUAUACAGCAUAAGGCAUGUUGUUAUUAAUUUAAUUUGCCACUUAAGCACUUGUAGGGAACAUUUUACCUUUAAAAGUUUGAGCUGUACACACAAACAAUUGUAAUAUGAAAUAAAAAAUGAAAUAUGUCAAUAUAA
Labrus mixtus (cuckoo wrasse) is the source of this 2494-nucleotide messenger RNA. RefSeq names its product dual specificity calcium/calmodulin-dependent 3',5'-cyclic nucleotide phosphodiesterase 1B-like. The record is from RefSeq and is a predicted model, not a curated record. NCBI's taxonomy places the organism in Eukaryota, Metazoa, Chordata, Actinopteri, Labriformes, Labridae. Gene Ontology annotation, biological process: signal transduction. Gene Ontology annotation, molecular function: 3',5'-cyclic-nucleotide phosphodiesterase activity. The coding region runs from base 453 to 2120 and encodes 555 amino acids. The transcript is spliced from 15 exons.